CGUACACUGCAUGGUAUGCGAGAAAUCGUGAAAGGGUUGUCGUGGAUCCAUUGCUACAUCUUAAAUUAACUUGCAAUAACAACCGUCUAAGGAAAAUUCUAUCCAAUCCUUUACCCUCUUACCUCCGUUGGAACGCACAAUCGACGUGAUAAAUUGAAUAAAACCGAACAUCGAGAAAGCGAAAGUUUGAUGGACAAACUUCAUAAGAAAAUGUAAAAACGAGACUGCUUUCAACGGAGAGGGAAACAUUACUAGAGAAACCUGGAUAGUACUAUAAAAAAGCUUUCUAUUUAAGAACGAAUUUCAACAUUAGACAAGAGAAGAAGCGAAUUGAUAAAGCCAGAAAAACUCCGAAAGGGUCGAAUACUAGACAAAGAAAAAGAAAGAGAGAGAGAAAACGAAAUAGAAUGCAAGGACUGUGAAGCAGUAAUAAGUCCUGAGUGAACUGUUAUGUAUACAUAUUUUCAAGUUUUCUAACUCCAUUUUUCUUCAUACUAUAUUUUAAAAGGAGACGAACGGACCGACAGGCUGAAACCACCCUGGCAUGUGCACAAAUGCAACUCACGCACGCGCGCAUGAAAGAAAAAGAUAAUAGAGGGGGAGGAAAAGAAAGAUAGAACAAGUGAGGAAAAGGAAAUGUUAAAUGGCUGUCAGGGCAGAUCGAGGAUCACGACGACCAAGUCUCUGACCUCGACAAUACCGUUACAAAGAAGACACGAAGCUUUCUUUACAUGUUGGAGGUCAAUUUCUUAACUUUAUAUGUGUAGUGAUGCCUGCUAAAUAAGAAAUGUGUCACAGUUUUUUCACCUACUAGUAUUACAUCGUUGAUAAGAACGAGCGUGAAAGCAUCAUGUUUACGGGUACAAUAAAAGUGGAAAUAUGUGAGGCAUCCAGCUUACGUGCUACAGAUAAACAACGCAAAUUUUGGCAAGAAGAAUCACCUAUUCUUGACCCUUAUGUACAAUUAGACAUUGAUGAAAAGUAUCUUAAUCGAUCCUCAACUAAACCAAAAACAUUUGAUCCUGUGUGGAAUGAGUGUUUUACACAUGAAGUUCAUAAUGCUAUGCUAUUGGGGCUCACUGUCUUCCAUAAUGCAGCUUUACAACCAGAUGACUUUGUAGCUAAUUGCAGUAUACCAUUUGAAGAAUUGAUUCAACGAUAUGACGAUGAAACUACUGAUUUUUGGGUCGAUCUAGAGCCUCAAGGAAAAUUAAGAAUAAAAAUAGAAUUACAACGGAAUAAUCAAACACAACACUCAGGAUGUGGUAUAGGAGAUGGAGAAGGGGUUAGUAGCAAUGUGAAUAGGAGCAAAGAGCCCCGGCGUGAAUUCAAAGAACGUCAGCAAGGCUUCAAAGGUCGUCGAGGUGCUAUGAGACGGAGAGUUCAUCAAGUCAAUGGACACAAAUUCAUGGCCACCUUUUUAAGACAACCUACAUUUUGUUCACAUUGUCGAGAAUUCAUAUGGGGCUUGGGCAAGCAGGGCUAUCAGUGUCAAGUUUGUACCUGUGUAGUUCAUAAAAGGUGUCAUGAGCAAGUUGUUACAAAAUGUCCAGGAAUGCGAGACGAGUCGAAAGAAACAAUGUUACAAUCAAAUCAGUGUACGCAGGGCCCACGAUUCAAUAUAGAUCUCCCGCACCGUUUUGUGAUACACAAUUAUAAACGAUUUACAUUUUGUGACCACUGUGGUUCUCUUUUGUAUGGCUUAAUUCGACAGGGCUUCCAAUGUGAAGUCUGCGAUAUGAACGUCCACAAGCGAUGCCAGAAAAAUGUAGCAAACAAUUGUGGCAUCAACAUGAAAGCUAUGGCUGAAGUUCUCAGCACUAUAGGUAUUUCACCAGAUAAACAAAUAAAAGUGCCGCGAAUCAACUACAAAUCAUCAGUUCAAUCCGUCGUUUCAACGAGCUCAUCAAUCAAUGAAAUGUCAGGCCCGAAUCAAGAGCAGUCCUCGCCGCAAACUCAAAAGCAGCACAAAGAAUCAGUGGCUAUAACACCUAACGAUGAGAGAAUGACGAGCAGCGGACAAGAUGACCUACACAAAAUCAGCAUCGCAGACUUUCAUUUUAUUAAAGUGCUGGGUAAGGGUAGCUUUGGGAAAGUUAUGUUGGCCGAAAAGAAAGGGCAUCCGGAUGAAGUUUACGCAAUUAAAGUACUCAAGAAAGAUGUGAUCAUACAGGAUGAUGAUGUUGAUUGCACUAUGACCGAAAAGCGCAUUUUAGUUUUAGCCGCUAAGCAUCCAUUCCUUACAGCACUUCACAGCUGUUUUCAAACAAAGGAACGUUUAUUCUUUGUUAUGGAGUAUGUUAAUGGAGGUGACUUAAUGUUCCAAAUUCAGAAAGCUUGUAAAUUUGAAGAAGCUCGUGCGCGCUUCUAUGCCGCCGAAGUGACACUAGCGCUUCAAUUCCUUCACAAAUAUGGCGUCAUUUAUCGCGAUCUGAAGCUAGACAACAUCCUGCUUGACCAAGAAGGGCACUGUAAGCUAGCAGAUUUCGGCAUGUGCAAAGAAGGUAUUCUUGACGGGAUGAUGACGGCGACCUUUUGUGGUACGCCUGAUUACAUUGCUCCAGAGAUCCUCCAAGAACUUGAAUACGGCGCAAGCGUCGAUUGGUGGGCGCUAGGUGUCCUAAUGUAUGAGAUGAUGGUCGGACAGCCACCAUUCGAGGCUGACAACGAAGAUGACCUGUUUGAGUCAAUUCUGCGAGAUGAUGUACUGUAUCCGGUGUGGCUAAGCGACGAAGCUGUCUCCAUUUUAAAAGGGUUUAUGACUAAAAAUCCGACAAGGAGAUUAGGCUGCGUAAUUGCAAACGGAGUCGAAAACGCUAUCCGAAUGCACUCCUUUUUCCAAAACAUGGACUGGGAAGCACUUGAAAUGCGUAGAGUGAAACCUCCAUUUAAGCCAAAAAUCAAAAACAAAAAGGACGCUGUUAAUUUUGACGCCGAAUUCACAAAAGAGGAGCCAAUAUUAACUCCUAUAAAUGCAGACGUAGUUCCUUGUAUAAAUCAAGAUGAAUUCCGUGGAUUUUCCUUUAUUAACAGGGAUUUCAAUCCUACUAGAUUCAUCGCUUAAUAACGUAUACCGUUUGUUGAUUCGUUUAAUGACAAACACAAGAAAAGUAGCUCGGAAGAUUAACAGAAUAUUACAUAGCUUUAAACUUGAAAGAUGAUUUAUCGAGCUACUUGUCAUAACUUGAACGAAAUUCUUUUUGUGCAAACUACUCUUUCGCAUUAAAAUAUGGAUCGAAAGAAGAAUGUAAAAAGGUAAAAUAAAAGCGUUCCGUUCAAUGAUCUCUAGUCAAAAAUAAAAAAUAUAUAGUCAUUUCGCAAAAAUCAAGUCCAAAUCGUGAAGAUGGAAUUUUCAUCGGCAUUAUAUUUUUUUGCGUGCGAUCUCGAUAGGAUAACAAUUCCUUUUUCAUCGGUUUUAAGGAAUUUAUAAAAUAAUAUUAACGUUAUUCUUAAUAGUAAGUCUCACGUCGAUUCGUCGUGAGUAAAAUAAAGAAUAAGGAAAAAAAGCUAUCGGCUUCAAGUAAUGUGUCUGCAUCAUUAUACCUGUGCACUCCAGUACUUUACAGUUCAUCGAUGAGACGCGUGCAUCGAUUAUUUCUCACUCUACUUUUUAUCUACUUUUACAGAUUAGUACAUGGAUAUACGUCCAUGUAUCCUAUCAUAUGUUAGUUAUUUUGAAAAAGAGUAUAAGUGUUCGAAAUUUAAAUUUAUAUAUUUUAUUUAUUAUUUUAAGCGACGUUAAUAUAUAAAAUAAUUUUAUUAUAAGUAUUUCAUUGGAAUCAUUUAAAACCAACCAAAUAAUAACAUAAGUAGAAGGGCGAAAUAUGCC
This is a messenger RNA of Ceratosolen solmsi marchali, 3829 nucleotides long. RefSeq names its product Protein kinase C (gene Pkc98E). The transcript has 9 exons. Gene Ontology annotation, molecular function: ATP binding; diacylglycerol-dependent serine/threonine kinase activity. The coding region runs from base 851 to 3064 and encodes 737 amino acids. Lineage: Eukaryota; Metazoa; Arthropoda; Insecta; Hymenoptera; Agaonidae. Gene Ontology annotation, biological process: protein phosphorylation. The record is from RefSeq and is a predicted model, not a curated record.